GACAAUUGGUAUGUGACAUAAAUUCGCGAGCCGUGUGCGAUCUAUACCGUGAACAUGUCUUCGACAAAAUUAAGUUUAUUAAUAUGUACGGUGCUUAGUGUUAUUUUUAGUAUAAACACUCAAACAGUACACAAACGGUUUGAGUAUAAAUAUUCUUUUAAACCACCAUAUUUAGCUCAAAAAGAUGGAACGGUUCCGUUUUGGGAAUACGGUGGCAAUGCGAUAGCAUCAGGAGAAAGCGUCCGAUUGGCGCCGUCGCUGCGCAGUCAGAAGGGCGCGAUAUGGACCAAGCAGCCGAUUAACUUCGACUGGUGGGAGGUGGACGUCAUGUUCAAGGUCACCGGCCGAGGGAGAAUAGGAGCUGAUGGUUUGGCAUUCUGGUAUACGACGCAACGUGGUGACUACAAUGGUGAUGUGUUUGGUUCAUCAGACCGAUGGAAUGGGCUCGCUGUUAUGUUUGACUCCUUUGAUAAUGACAACAAACACAACAACCCCUAUAUAAUGGCGGUUGUCAAUGAUGGCACAAAGAACUUUGACCACAAGAGUGAUGGAUCAACGCAGCUGUUGUCCGGCUGCCUGCGAGACUUCCGUAACAAGCCGUUCCCGACGCGCGCUCGUAUUGAAUACUACCUCAACACGCUUACUGUGUACUUCCACAAUGGAAUGACGAAUAACGAAAAGGACUACGAGUUGUGUUUCCGUGCGGAGAACGUGGCGCUGCCGCGCGGCGGACACUUCGGUCUGUCCGCGGCGACGGGCGGGCUGGCGGACGACCAUGACGUCAUACACCUCCUCACUACGUCACUGCACAGCACGCAGCAACAAGGUGGUCAGCAGAUCAGCAACGACGAACAGCAGAAACUGUCGCAGGAAUACCAGGAGUACCAGAAAAAGUUGGAGCAGCAGAAGACUGAGUACAGGAAGGAGCAUCCUGAUGAAGUGCGCGACAAAGAGGGCGAGUUCGACGACUGGUUCGAGUCCGACGGCCAGCGCGAGCUGAGACAGAUCUUCCAGGGCCAGGGACAGAUACACGACAUCCUCAGGGAUCUCAAUAAAAAAGUUGACGAGGUGAUCGGCAAGCAGAUGAACUCGCUAUCAAUGUUGACAGCCGUGUACAGCCAGUCGCAAGGACAGCCCAUACAGCCCGUACAGCCCGGACAACCUCCCAUGCAGAUGCCAGCGCUGCCUAUUGGGCGACAGGAUUGGGACGCGCUUGUCGCUAAUAACCAGCUGAUGAUCAACACUAUUGCUGAACUCAAAGGUUUUAUUAUCGACGUGUCUCGUAAGUCUGAUUCGCUGUUGGCGGCGGGCGGGGCAGGAGCGGCGGGCGGGGCGGGGGGCGCGGCCAUCAACCCGCAGUUCCUCAACGAGAUGAGGGACAAUGUCAAUCAAGUCAAACAGGCCAUUAAUGGAGUCGCACAGAGAUUGACGCAAGCCCCUCAAAUGUCGGCGCAGUCGUCGUGCCCCGAGGUGUCGUGUGUGGGCACCACCACACUGCUGCUGGCGGUGGCCGCGCAGCUCACACUCAUGUUCCUCUACACAUUGUACAAAGAAAGAAAAGAAGCACAAGCAAAAAAAUUCUUCUAAGUCGUGCGUAAAAUCAUUGUUGAAUUCACAGUACUUGUAAAUAAUACGAUCAAUUGCCAAAUGACGAUAAAAAAAUUCAUUAUAAUUAGUUAAAUGUCACAAAUUAAUACAUAAAUACACAAAUAAGAUGUGUAAUUAACUAACAAUGUGUACUUAAUUGAGUGAAAUAAUUUGUAAAAAUGAUAUGUGUAGCACAAAGUUAAUAUUAAACAAAUUAAUGUCAAUAUUAAAUGUAAUUUCAAAGUUUUAGUAAAUAGAAUUAAGGUGGGGAGCAACGAUCCGUUGCCAGGUCUUUUAAAUACUCCACAAUAAGUAGAACUACAGGGUAAAUUAAAGACAUUUUUAAAAAUAUAAUUAUGUUCCUAUCCUAUCCUAUUUAUAUUUUUAGAACUUUUAUGUCAUUUUUCUCAAGCAAUAAAUAAAAAAACUUAAAAGUAUGGUAAAUAUUGUAUCAAAACAAAAUGAUCAAAUAAUGAUUUAUGAUCUUAUAACUUCUAAAUAUACUCUUGCAUCUAUUUUAGUGUUUAUUUAUAGUUAUCUAAAAAUAUUCUCAAAAGUCAACGAUUUUUCACCUCUUAUUAUAAACUUUUAAUACAAGACCUGGCUGCGUUUCUAUAAACGGUUGUUAGUUAUACUAAAUGUGCAAAACUCAUAGUAAUAAUUUUGUAUCAAUAAUAUCUAAAUGUGUAUAUUAUUAACUAAAAAUAGGUUAUAUAUCGCGUUAAUCUGCGUGAAGUUAGCAACAAGUUGCAUGUCUCGAAACGUUUCUCUCUCGCACUUACCAGUCUAGUGUAUGCUGUCUCGCUCGCACCCGUGAGCUGUGCUUUUGCGAAGCUAACUUCAGACAUUAAACGUGAAGUGUAUUCCAAUAUGAGUAAUGUGAAUUUAACAAUAGAACAAUAUUUUUUUACCAAUAUUGUGAGUGUGUAUGGAUAAGUGAAAUUAUAUGAUUCCUGUAAAUAAAUUAUAUUUAUAGCAUUUCUCUGUUUAGUAAAUUUUACUAUGUGAGAGGUUCGUUUCAUCGUCAACUGCAAACGGACCUCAUUACCAGCUUUCAAAUUUAUAAGAUAUCGAUGUUCGUGCAUUUCUUUUGUGUAGAAAGUGACGUUAAAUUUUAUAAUUACAUGUUUUUUUUUUCUA
This is a messenger RNA of Papilio polytes (common Mormon), 2727 nucleotides long. RefSeq names its product protein ERGIC-53 (gene ergic53). Bases 55 to 1587 code for a protein of 510 amino acids. Gene Ontology annotation, cellular component: Golgi membrane; endoplasmic reticulum membrane; COPII-coated ER to Golgi transport vesicle. The record is from RefSeq and is a predicted model, not a curated record. The transcript is spliced from 12 exons. NCBI's taxonomy places the organism in Eukaryota, Metazoa, Arthropoda, Insecta, Lepidoptera, Papilionidae. Gene Ontology annotation, molecular function: D-mannose binding. Gene Ontology annotation, biological process: endoplasmic reticulum to Golgi vesicle-mediated transport; endoplasmic reticulum organization; Golgi organization.